AUGGAAUUCUGUAGAGGGCAUCAAUGUCUUUCUUGGUCUACUAGAAUCAAGAUAGCUGUUGAUACUGCUAGAGGCCUUUCUUUCUUGCAUGAUGCUAAAAACAAAGUGAUACAUCGAAAUUUGAAGCCUUCUAGCAUUCUUUUGGAUGAGGAUUUUAAUGCCAAGUUGUCCGGCUUCAGUCCCGCUAAAGAUGGGCCACCUGAUGAUAAGACUCAUGGGUCCACUCGAGUUAUGGGUACAUGUGGCUACAUUGCACCGGAAUACCUUCCUACAGAAUUACUAUCUGGCCGUUGGGGUUUUGAAAUAUCUGCUGAUGACGAAUAG
This is a messenger RNA of Fraxinus pennsylvanica, 324 nucleotides long. NCBI's taxonomy places the organism in Eukaryota, Viridiplantae, Streptophyta, Magnoliopsida, Lamiales, Oleaceae. The record is from the annotation of a GenBank genome assembly.